AUGAAUGAAGAAAAGAAAAACUUAAAACUAAAUCGCUGUGUGGAUUGGUUACAAAAACAAAAUGAACAAGAACCGAAGAAGUUGUCUUUACAAAAUAAAAACGAUAUUCAAUUUAUUAUCCAAACCAACACCGACAGGAAGAACUUUCUUCUUGCGGCAGCUGAAGACGAAGCAACGGUGCCGCCUGGAGUUGAUGAGACAGAAAUGGAACCAAAACCUGUGCCUCUUCGACGACUUCGUGUAGAGAAUUUGUGUUUAGAAUGCGAAUGGCAUUCAUGCCGCUGGAAAUUUUCGGACUAUGACCUAUUCCAGAAACAUGUUGCUGAUCAUAUUUCUGACCUCCAUGUUAUCAAAAAAGAAAAAAUUGAAGAGAAAUAUGUCUGCAUGUGGGAUAUAUGUGGGCACACAACAUCCGACUUUAAUGAGAUAUGCAGGCAUAUAAAUUAUCACGCAUAUCAUGCAAAGCUCCUGGCAAUCGGUUACAACGGGCGGGCCACGCUUAACUUGGCACGUUGUAAAAAGGAUUCGAGUAAAAGAAAUCAAUUGCCGCCGUCGAUAAGUGUACAUCGUUGCAUGUGGGUUGAUUGCGACAUCGCGUUUAAUUCUAUGCAGAUCCAGACAUUUCGCACCUUUAAAGCUACUGACCGUUGUCGAUCUGGAUCUUUCUCGAUCACGUCAAAUUUCAUGAAGCUCUGUGACCAUUUAUUGAGGCAGAACGUGAACCCGCAGACGAGCUACCACUGCUCGUUCUGCGGUUUGGGCUUCGCGAGCGCGUACCUCGAGCGGGAACACUCGCGGCAGCACGUGUCGCUGUACGCGUGCAGCCUCUGCGAUAUGUCCGCGCCCACGCUCUCCGCGCUCGCGCUGCACGUGCGCUACCGUCACCUGGGCGCGCACGCACACACACACGCCUGCCCGCACUGCUCCCACCGGGCGGUAACAAAAUGCGAUUUACGUAAACACAUUCUAACGCACACUCGCAAAAAGAAGAAAAAGAAGGUGGAAAUCAAAAAUGAGGAAGGAAUCAGCGAUAGAGAAUCAUUAGAGGAAGAGAAUUCAGACGAAGAAGUGGUAAAGAAGCCCAAGAUUCCGAGGAAGUAUGCGUGCCACAUGUGUCCGGAGAAGGAAAUGAAGAUAUUCUCAAGAGGUACACGGUUGACCACGCAUCUCAUCAAAGUCCAUGGCGCACAGUGGCCUUUUGGACAUAGUCGGUUUAGAUAUCAGUUAAGUGAAGACGGUAUGUACAGGCUCACGACAACCAGAAUCGAGGACCUGGAGGUUUCCAAAAAGAUCGUCGACGGUUACAGCGGACCGAAGAAUACGUUAACAAACUCCUUCGAGUUCGAUGUGAAGCAAAUAGCCGAGCCGACGGAAUCUACGCCCACGCAUUUUAUGAUCACAAUGAAGAGUAACGAUGUAGAGAAUGUCAAAAUUGAGCAGAAGGAGGAGAAAAACGACAACUCUGUGGAAAUAACUAUGUGUGAUGUGGACGAACAUGGGAACAUUAUCAACUCUAAAGUUAUUAAGUCGGACGUCGUGUAUGCCUAA
Parnassius apollo (apollo) is the source of this 1548-nucleotide messenger RNA. The record is from the annotation of a GenBank genome assembly. Lineage: Eukaryota; Metazoa; Arthropoda; Insecta; Lepidoptera; Papilionidae.